Messenger RNA from Debaryomyces fabryi, 822 nucleotides. RefSeq lists its product as uncharacterized. Lineage: Eukaryota; Fungi; Ascomycota; Pichiomycetes; Serinales; Debaryomycetaceae. The record is from RefSeq and is a predicted model, not a curated record. The transcript has a single exon. Bases 1 to 822 code for a protein of 273 amino acids.
AUGUCCCAAGUUAUUCAAGCUGGUGCUGUUCUUGGCUUAUACACCGCACUCACGAUUAGUACAUAUGUUUUAGAACAAUUACGAAUGAAGAAUUUGCUAGAUAUUCAUACUUCAGCUGCAACUGUGGUACCAUUAGAUGACCAUCCGGUCCCUUUUUACGUCCGUCGCGAUAGAAACGAUAGACAAAGAAACAUUAAAGUUUUCGGAAAUGAUGGUGUGCAAUUGUAUACAAUCGAAAGAUUGUCAGCAAUUAAUCCUAUUUGGAACAUGUUAACGUUUCCUGAAAGACGGGAGGUUGCUACUAUUAAUUCUGGAGUCUUUAGUAGUUCUGUUGACUUCCACACGAAAUCUGGAAUUUCUCAUCGUGACAUAAGUGUUGAUUACGGUUUAGGUGGUGGGAAUCGAAGCUUUUAUACCAAUGAUGGUGCAAAAUAUACUUGGGCAAGAGGUUCCAAGUUUUUAGAGAAGGUAAUUAAUCCAAAUGGAGGAGCUGAAGAGAUCAGAGAAAGAGUAGCUAAAGUUAAAUUGAUGAGACAAUUUAAGUUUGAUUUUGAAGUAUUGGUUAAUGAAAGCAAGAUUGACAGGGAAAUUGCUUUAGCAACUGCAUUCUCUUCCAUGUUAACCCAAUGGGGCGUUGGAGAAAUUACUGACACGGUUGGGCCUACUUUUAUUGAGCCCAAGAAGCAAGUUGAUGCAGAUACUAAUAAGUUCGUUAUUUCAAAGGAAAAUGAUAGUUCGGAGCUCGUUCUUAUGAUUGAUAACAACCAUUCCUUUGUUAAGCUUCCUGCUUCUGACUCUUCUCGUAUAGCUGAACUGGAAUAA